AACACGCGGAAGCGGCUUCGUUUCUUUGCCCCUUCUCCUCUCGCACCCUCCCCAAACCUCGUCGCCGCCGCCGCCGCCGCCCACCCAUGGAUCCGCCGGUCAUCGGCGACCCUGGUUUCCCGAGGUGCCGCCCCUUACCCAACUACCCACCAUUCCUCGGCAACAACCCCUACGUCUCCCCCCAUCAGCCGCCGCCGCCGCCGCCCCCAGGGUAUGUGGAGAAGGAGUAUAUGCCCUGCCCUUCCCAGCCUGCCUGGCGACAUUCCCAGUACCCUCAGAGGCCACCCGGGCGCCGUCUUAUCCCAUCUCUAGGGCUACCUUUCCUGUGCCGGAAACAAUAUGAGUGGGGUAUUGAUUUCUACAUCAGGAUCGACAAUGCGGGAUACUACCAUGCUUAUCCUUAUGUUGGUGGGCCAUUUCAGAACCUACAAGAAACAGAACAUGCUAUCGAGCGCUAUCUUCAUGAUCGUCGGGAUCCAAAAAUGUUCUCGAUGGAUAAUAUGUCUCGAGUGGACAUCGCUGUACGAAACUCCCUUUACUUUCCUGAUGGCACAAGGAGGAGACGUUUGAGAUCGGAACCGGUUGAUGAAAUCCGUGAUAGCCAGCGCCAGUUGGUUAAUGCUUUGAUGGACAAGUAUAAUGAGGACAACAAUCUGCUGGGGGAUCUUGCAUAUGAAGUGAACGUUGUAGUGUGGUACCAACCGUUUUGUGAGGGUGAUCUCCGUAUGUGGUAUCAUCAUAUCAAUUUCACUGCAAGGACUAAAGCAACAGCUUAUUGCGAGUUCUUCUUCGCUGAAGUCAUAUUUAUGCAAGAAAAAUCUUUGGAAUUGCCAGUCAGCUGUUUAUGCAGGCUUAAACCUACUGAUAAUGCUAACUGCUUUGGUUGUAUAAACAAUGGAAGUGUUGAUAUGAUGCAUCCCAGUGAUGUUGGUUAUGCUGGUGGCCAUGCGAUGAACACUUACCAGCCAUUCAGUGGACCUAGGGUAAUGCCAGGAAGCUGUGAAGAGGAAAGCUACGAAGCUGAGGAGGCCAGGUUGAGAAGUACUUUACAGUGCCUUGAUGAUCCAGAGAUGAUGGAAGGACCACCGAAACCGUCUAAAUUCUGGGACAGUCUUGUUAAGGUAUACACUGGACCACCGGGAUACUCGGACCGAGACCGUGUACCACCAGGAUUCCCGGGCAGUGGACACAGUGCACCCCCGGCCCCACCUGCACAAUACUUUGGGGUUGGCAGUGGUGCUACGCAAUGCUUUGCACCUCCAGGUCUCUCGGGGUUGUCUUCUUCAUAAGUCAUAGGUUAUUGUAGAAUCUGGUUAAAUUCGAGGCUACUGUGACAUGCAUUUGAAUAGUUCUGUAUACUCCUCUUUGAGCAACAAAUAUCUUCCAUCUAGACGGACUCAAUUUUGGCUGGCAGCCUGAAUAUGGUCGUAAGUUUAUGAAGCGCUCUUAAUAUAUAUCUGCCAAAAGUAUUGAA
This is a messenger RNA of Triticum aestivum (bread wheat), 1474 nucleotides long. RefSeq lists its product as uncharacterized. Bases 87 to 1289 code for a protein of 400 amino acids. The transcript is spliced from 7 exons. The record is from RefSeq and is a predicted model, not a curated record. NCBI's taxonomy places the organism in Eukaryota, Viridiplantae, Streptophyta, Magnoliopsida, Poales, Poaceae.